AAUAGCGGUAGCAAUAAUGGCGACAAAUCAAAAGAAACGACGAACACUGAGAUAGCCACGUGGGAGCACGAGAUUCAGAAGCUUGUGGGCAGCCCACGUUAUAACACACCCAUACAUUACACCUUGUGGAUCAGAUCCAGUUUGAACAUUCAUAGAAUUCCAUUUUUCUGGGAAAAAUCAGAUGGAAGCAGUAGUUUUCCAGUCUCGAACCCUAAUCCGUUUCCCCAAUUUGGUCUCUUUCACAAGGAGGAGACCCAUUUUCACUUUGAAAGCUUGUUGAAUUUGGCAGAGAUUGCAGAUGGGUAUCGUAGCAAGAACAUUCAAUUGGCUGUUUCAAGCAAUGGAAACGAUGGAAAAACAGGGCAUCAGCCUGUUCGUAGAAGCUCUGCGCCUGGAAGAACAAGGAAGAAUGUGCCAUCCUUGAGAAAAACAGAUACCCAUAAGAAUGAAGACAUGAAAAAACCCAAAUCAAAUAACCAGGAGGAAAUAAUUGCUCUCUUUAGGAAGAUACAGACUUCCAUUGCUGAGGAAGCUGCAAGCUCCAUUGAUGAAGAUUCUAACAAGGAUGAAGAUGGAACUGAGUCUAUUUUGGAGGCUCUUACUGAAUCAAGGAAGCAAGUAAAAGGCAAAACUUUAAAGAAUGCAGGAGGAGUUAAAGGGUUAAGAAGAAAAGGCACAUCUGAAGCUGCUGCAGAAUUCAAGUUAGUACGGCCACCGUCUAACUUUGUGAAGAGAUCACCAAUCCCAUCUCCGGCAGGAGGAAAUGGUUCGCAUCUUACAGUGGAGAAUAUGAAACUUAGGGAGCUGAAAGCAGUUGCAAAGUCUAGAGGAAUUAAGGGUUACUCCAAGUUGAAGAAAAAUGAGCUGCUGGAACUGCUGACAUCUUAAAUUCAUGGAGCUGAACAACACCAGUCAUCACAGUAAAUCAUUGGUCUUUUGUGUUCUUGUUGUUGCUUUUCCUUUUGUGUUCCUCGUUCUACUCGUUUCACAUGUUUUCAUUACGAAAUUACAAGUUUGGACCAUAACAUUCAAAAGCGUUUGUCCAUACAUUGAAUCUGUAACGAUGCUCUAGAGUAUAAGACAUUGUUUGAUAUUGUGA
Messenger RNA from Cucurbita pepo subsp. pepo (vegetable marrow), 1099 nucleotides. Lineage: Eukaryota; Viridiplantae; Streptophyta; Magnoliopsida; Cucurbitales; Cucurbitaceae. The record is from RefSeq and is a predicted model, not a curated record.